Molecule: messenger RNA, 1060 nt
Organism: Miniopterus natalensis
Lineage: Eukaryota; Metazoa; Chordata; Mammalia; Chiroptera; Miniopteridae
Gene: APOH
Product: apolipoprotein H
Source: RefSeq, a predicted model, not a curated record
AUGAUUUCUCCAGCUCUCAUCUUGUUCUCGAGCUUUCUCUGCCAUUUGGCUUUUGCGGGACGGACCUGUCCCAGGCCAGAUGAUUUACCAUUUGCCACGGUUACUCCCUUAAAAACAUCCUAUGAGCCGGGGGAGCAGAUAGUGUACGUCUGCAAGCCAGGCUAUGUGUCCCGGGGAGACAUGAGGAGGUUCACCUGCCCCUUCAGUGGAGUCUGGCCCGUCAACACGCUGAAAUGCACACCCAGAGUGUGUCCUUUUGCUGGAAUCUUGGAGAACGGAGCUGUGCGCUAUGUAUCUUUUACGUAUCCCAACACAAUCACUUUUUCCUGUAACAGCGGGUUUUAUCUGAAUGGAACUAAAUCUGCUCAAUGCACCGAGGAGGGAAAAUGGAGUCCCGAUCUUCCUGUCUGUGCCCCUGUCACCUGCCCUCCACCGCCCACACCUAAGUUUGCGGUGCUUGAUGCUUAUGAGCCACUGGCUGGAAACAGCUCCGUCUAUGGGAAGCAGGCGGUCUUUAAAUGCCUGCCGCCCUAUGUCAUGUUUGGAAACGACACCGUUACCUGCACGGCACAUGGGAACUGGACCGAAUUACCUGAAUGCAGGGAAGUGAAAUGCCCAUUCCCAGUAAGACCAGACAAUGGGUUUGUGAACUACCCCGCAAAAACAGCACUCCAUUACAAGGAUAAGGCCACCUACGGUUGCCACGACACGUACGUCCUGGAUGGCCCAGAAGAAGUAGAAUGUAACCAAUUUGGAAACUGGUCUGCGCAGCCAAGUUGCAAAGCAUCUUGUACAAUAUCUGUGAAAAAAGCCACUGUGAUAUUCGAAGGAGAGAGAGUGAAGAUCCAGGAGAAAUUUAAGAAUGGAAUGCUACAUGGUCAGAAAGUUUCUUUCUUCUGCAAAAAUAAAGAAAAGAAAUGUAGCUACACAGAGGAUGCUCAGUGCCUAGACGGCACCUUUGAAAUCCCCACGUGCUUCAAGGAACACAGCUCUUUGGCCUUCUGGAAAACUGAUGCGUGGGACAUGAAGCCAUGCUAAACUGGUUUUCAGAUUCAAAAUU